UGCUCAGCUCGCAUCAGUCGGAAGAAAAACGCCAUCACGGCAUGCGACGAAGCUCCCCGCCGUUCGCAGUCAUUCUAUGUGCAGUGCAGAGCCAGCAGCAGAUGAUUGAAUUGACAUUCAAGUGACAUUCUACGCUCACUUUUUCAUCGCAGAAGAAGAACAGCCAUCCGUCGUAACACCAGACAGCAGCGGGAAGAAAUUAGAACCAGUUUUUUUUCCACGGAAUCGGAGUGCAAUGGUCCCGGAUCGACGCUAGAACCUAGGUUCCCCGGUAGCACCAGCGAAACCCGCUGCUGAAGCAAGUGAAAUUCGCCCGAAUCGAACAGGGCAGAAGCGAGAAAAGUGCGAUUCUAGUUUUGCUGCUGGUGCGAUCAUUUUCCGCCGUCUGUCUGUCUCAUCGAGGGGAAAACUUUAUUUUCCUGUCUGUCGUCUGCAUCAAGGGGGAAACAAAUUCAUCGAUUCGAGUAGAGGUUGGUUCCAUUAAGGAGGGUGAGGAUGAGGAGCCGCAGCAAUUCGGGGGUCCGGCUGGACUACUACCAGCGGAUUGUCCACCGAUUGAUCAUGUCUCAUCAGCAGCCGGUGACCGGUCUAUUUCCGGCUAGCCCACAAACGCAGCAUGCCUGGAUUCGUGACAACGUAUACUGCAUCUUGGCCGUAUGGGGACUCUCGAUGGCGUACAAGAAAAUAGCCGAUCAGGACGAAGAUCGCGCCAAAGCGUACGAGCUGGAGCAGUGCUGCGUCAAGUUGAUGCGUGGCCUCCUCAUGGCCAUGAUGAACCAGAAGGACAAGGUCGAGCGCUUCAAGACCACUCAGAAUCCGUUGGACUCGCUGCAUGCGAAGUACUCGAGCAAGAACGGCCAACCGGUUGUCGGGGAUGAGGAUUGGGGCCACUUGCAGAUCGAUGCCAUUUCGCUGUAUUUACUGAUUCUGGCCCAGAUGACGGCAUCGGGGCUGCAGAUUGUGUUCUCGCUGGACGAGGUGUCCUUCAUUCAGAAUUUGGUGUUCUACAUCGAAUCGGCUUACUGCAUCCCGGAUUACGGAAUUUGGGAGCGUGGUGACAAGUCUAACCACGGACAAACGGAGCUGAAUGCCAGCUCGAUUGGUAUGGCCAAGGCGGCUCUGGAGGCCAUGAAUGAGCUGGAUUUGUUCGGUGCUCGUGGAGGUUCCGGAAGUGUUAUCCACGUGCUAGCCGACGAGGCCCACAAGUGCCAAGCGGUACUGCAGUCGAUGCUUCCUAGGGAAUCGAACAGCAAAGAGUUGGAUGCGGGUCUGCUGUCGGUGAUAGGAUUUCCUGCUUUUGCUUGCGAUGAUCCGCAGUUAAUAGAGGCCACCCAGGACGCGAUCAUCACCAGACUUCAGGGACGAUUCGGGUGCAAACGGUUUCUCCGGGAUGGCUACAGAACCCCGAAGGAGGACAGAGGCCGACUGUAUUACGAGCGGUGGGAGUUACGGAUGUUCGAAAACAUCGAAUGCGAAUGGCCGCUGUUCUUUUGCUACUUGAUACUGAACAAAGAGUUCCAGCAGGACAAGGAAUCGGUAUCGGAGUACACUCAGAAGUUGGAGGACAUUUUGGUGAAAACCGAAGAAGGCAUGCGGUUGGUUCCGGAAUUGUAUGCCGUUCCGGCGGAUGUGGUCGCCGCCGAGUAUAAGAAUCCCGGUUCGCAGCAACGGAUGUUUGUUGGACGAUGCCCGUUUCUGUGGGGCCAGUCACUGUACAUCUUGGGCAAGCUGCUACAGGAAGGUUUCCUAGCGGUUGGUGAACUGGACCCGCUGAAUCGUCGGUUGGGUGCCCAAAAGAAACCGGACGUCGUCGUUCAAGUGGUCAUCCUGGCCGAAGACAACGACAUCCAAGAAAAGCUAGCGGAGCACGGCAUUCAUGUGCAAACCAUUGCCGACGUGACUCCGAUCGAGGUGCAACCGGCUCGGGUGCUGAGCCAUCUCUACACCUAUCUGGGUCGCAACAAGAAACUCGGCCUCAGCGGUCGUAAAUCCCGAGACGUCGGUAUCCUCAGCACCAGCAAGCUGUACUCCCUCAAGGAUCGCAUCUUUGCCUUCACUCCUCAGUUUUCGGACGUGAAUCGCUUCUACAUUGCGUCGGACAACGAGCUGAUGAUCGAUCUGUUGAAGGGCGAGAUAAACUUCCUGAAAUCGGCCUGGCAGAAUCUUCUGGGCCGCCCGCUGCUGACGCUGACGCUGAAGAACGUACAUCUAGAGAACAACAAAGUUCCACUGGCAAUGGUUCAGACGAUGAAGAAGCUAAAGUCCGGAUACAUCAACGGUACCCGCGUCAUUCUUGGCAACUUGGGAGAUUUUAUCAACACGUCGGCCAUUACCGAUUUGAGCUUCCUGGGCAGUCAGGAGGAUGGCUACCCGGACAAACUCAAUCCCGCCGUUCAAUCGUAUCUGGAUGAACACUUGCUGCGGUCCUUCAGUCACCGUGCGUCGACUACCUCAAUCCGGUCAUCCGGAUUGCGCCCGAGGAAUCUCCGGCGCCGUAUGUCCGUCAAAGGUGCCAUCAAAAAGACACGUUCGAUCAACGUGGACUCGGAAACCUUGGGCAUGGAAGGUAACGUAACCGAGCGCCGGCUGUCCCACUCGGUAACUCCGCAAUGGCUCGAGCCGAACCAAUCGGGCGCGGUGCAGCCACCGCGGGACACUUCGCCGAACCAGUUGGGACGCUUCAGCGAACAGCGAGUGUCCAUGGACGACACCACCAAGUUGCACAUCCAGACUUCGGCCACCAAUGCUAGUAAGUCGGGAUGUUGCGGCACGUCCCUGGAAUGUAUUCUGAAACCAUCCUGUUUUUCAGCACCCAAAAUUCAGCUGCAGCCACUGCCCCGCCACCGUCCGGCUACGGAGACGAACUUUGAGAACACCGAAGUCGAGGAACUGAUUGCGAUGCUCCGGGAAACCGAAAGCCUCGAAGAGCAGGGAGAUAUUUUGCAGCAUCUGGUCGAUACGCAGGGUUUGGAUUUCAACACCGGCAUGCUGGAGGAGGGCCGCGUCGUUACGGUACGCGGCCUGCUGAAGGGACUCUACGAGAAGGCCUGCCAGCAGAAGCUGUGGGGACUGGUCCGGCACACGGCCGGCAUGCUGGGCAAGAGGGUCGAGGAUCUGGCCAAGGCCGUCACCGAUCUGCUCGUCCGACAGAAACAGGUCACCGUCGGAAUGCCGCCGAACAGCGAGUACACCAUAACGGCCCCUUUGCCGGAAACGGAACUCCGUACGUUGAUCCACGAGGCGUACGGCGACGACGAGAGUACGGCCAUGUUGACGCAGGAGCUGCUCGUCUAUCUGGCCAUGUUCAUCCGGACGGAACCGCAGCUGUUCCACGAGAUGCUUCGGCUUCGGGUGGGUCUCAUCAUUCAGGUUAUGGCCAAGGAGCUGUCCCGUACGCUGAACUGCGACGGCGAGCAGGCCUCGGAGCAUUUGCUGAACUUGUCUCCGUUCGAGAUGAAGAACCUGCUGCACCACAUUCUGAGUGGUAAGGAGUUUGCCAUCAACAGUGUUGCCAGGGGUAACAUUUCGAUUGUGAGCUGCAAGUCGAGCAGGGUCAGUAAGAAAAGUCAGAUUGGGUUGGGUAAGGAACCGGAGGAAGGCGAGAGCUCCAUGAUCGACGAUCGUCAGGGUCAAUGGCUGCGACGUCGCCGAUUGGACGGGGCUCUGAACCGAGUUCCGAGGGAUUUCUACCCAAGGGUUUGGACAGUGCUGGAGCGCUGCCAGGGAUUGGCCAUUGAGGGACGGAUUUUGACGCAGAGCCUCACCCAGGAAAUGACACCGAACGAGCUUAAAUUUGCCCUGGAAGUUGAAACCGCCCUCAAUACCAUACCCCAGCCAGAGUAUCGACAGCUUGUGGUGGAAGCGCUGAUGGUUCUGACCCUGGUCACCGAGCACAACAUCAUUGCAUCGCUUGGGGAAAUCAUCUACGUGGAACAUCUGGUUCACAAGGCGAACCAGCUGUUCUUGGAGGAUCAGCGAAAGAUUAAUGGCGAUGCAAUGUUGUGUUGUGCGAAGAAUAAAGACAUUCGGGAGACAACGACCGCCGGACUGCUGCUUUGCGGUGGAGCUGCGUACAUCUGUCAGCAUUUGUACGACAGCGCCCCUAGCGGCAGCUUUGGAACGAUGACCUAUAUUGCCAGGGCGGUCGCUUCGGUGCUAGAGGGGCUGCCCAAACAGGGUGACAUGGAUUGCACAAUCUCAUAAAAAGGAUAGCAAGCAAAUGACUCAUUGUUCUCUUCAGCAAAUCCCCAUCUCUUCUUAACCCAACGAGGAUCUUUAAGUGUGAAUGUGCUUAAAAUUACUUAUUACUGUACGGUAGAUAAAGAUGAAACGAAUCCGUUCGUUGAGGAGGAACUCUCGUUGUAAUGUGGCCCUGUUUUUGCAUAGUGUUCGAAAUAUUUUGUAUUCUUAUUCCGAAACUUGGUAAUAAAGUAUAAAAGCUAACUGGAAAUACUUUAGUUUCUAUCAAAAACACUAAUCUUGAAAACAAUAGGAUUGAAACAUUUAAUCGGUGGAAAACAUCAACAUUUUACAUACAUAACCUUGUGCCGAGUUCAAUUCAUAAAGUAUAAAUAUUUCAAACAAUGCGUAAAUGGCGGCCGAGUUUCAACGAGAACCACCUCUCUAAUGUUUAGUAGGAAUCCAAUAAAUUCAACCCGUUUAGGAACGAAUACGAAAAUUAACUAGUUAGAACCGGCCAGUCAAAAGGAAUGAUGAAGGAACGAAUUGCAUGACAUACCAAUCCCACAAUCACAUACACACACAGCAAACAGCACAUGAUUCAAAACGAUCUUUAUGAGUAAGCGAUAAAAAUGUCUUGUUCGAGCAAUAUUCUAUAUUUACCUACAAACUUUUUUAUUUUACAAUACAUAUACACGUUUUGUUAUUUUAUUUAUGAGAGGCAUUAUCUAUUACAAACUGCUGGCUAUUCUUCUUAAUAGUGAUAGCAUGAAAUAUAUAUUUCGUAAAACAAGUAUUGUUUUCAUAUCAUACUUUUAAUACUAAGGAUAGUUAUUGUGUUUGAUGUAAGUUUUUUCUUCUCUAUUCGAAUGCAAACGAUUACUAUAUUACUAUUAUUAUUAUGGAGUAAAGACACGAAAAUGAAACGAGCAGCGCUGAUUAACGGUACCGAUAUUAUUAUUAUUACCUUAUUCUAUACCAUAUUAUUACCUUAUACAAGCAAUUGAAACACCUUUUUAGGCGACAAAAGAAGCAAAUUCAAAACCCGAAACCAUAAAUCCCGAGAGAAUAGCAUAAACCAUGUUGAAAUUAGA
This is a messenger RNA of Aedes albopictus (Asian tiger mosquito), 5273 nucleotides long. RefSeq names its product probable phosphorylase b kinase regulatory subunit alpha. The record is from RefSeq and is a predicted model, not a curated record. Lineage: Eukaryota; Metazoa; Arthropoda; Insecta; Diptera; Culicidae. Bases 496 to 4203 code for a protein of 1235 amino acids. Gene Ontology annotation, molecular function: calmodulin binding. Gene Ontology annotation, biological process: glycogen metabolic process. Gene Ontology annotation, cellular component: phosphorylase kinase complex. The transcript is spliced from 10 exons.